ACUGUAGUGUGGUGACAUCGCGGCUGCAGCUGAUACUGGAUGAUCUACUGUGGGUUCUCACUGACACACAGCUAAAGGCAGCGCUGCACUUUGUCAACUCCCUCAAGUCCGUCAUCGCCAAGUCUAACGAGCAGAGCAAGGUGCGCGCGAGCAAACACCUGCAGGUGCAGAUACAGAACACGUGCGGACAGAAGGUGGAGGCUCGCUCAGACAUACAGAAGCUGUUCGCUAAGUACGACAUCGUCGAGACGUCCUACCACGUCUACUGCGGCCGCAUAGACCUUCACCUGUGCGAGGAUGCCAACCCGGACACGAACGUGAAACUGCACAGCCACGAGGUAAAGGGAGGAGCAAUGCAGGUCACCCUACACCGCCUCAUCUUUGAUCUCUACCCGUUCCACAUCGCCAGUGGCGAGCGCAAACAUUGGGUGAAAUACAACGAGGGCACGACGUGUCAUCACAAGUGGGUCAAGCAGCUGCUGGACAAGUUCCGCGAGCAGGUGGCGCAGACGGCGCCGGGGAAGCAGCCGCCGCUGCGGCUCAUGUCGAGCGUGACGAUAUUGCGUCUCGACGACUUCGUCGUCGGCAACGUGACGUACCACGGCCAGCCGCCGGACCCGUACCGGCGCAAGCCGAAGUUCUGCAUGUCGGACAAGAAGCGGCUGUACCUGCCGCCGGACCUGCCCGUGCUGCACGCCGAGUGGAACGACUACUACUUCCCCGCGGAGACGAACUUCCCAG
Molecule: messenger RNA, 741 nt
Organism: Priapulus caudatus
Lineage: Eukaryota; Metazoa; Priapulida; Priapulimorpha; Priapulimorphida; Priapulidae
Product: UHRF1-binding protein 1-like
Exons: 5
Source: RefSeq, a predicted model, not a curated record